Molecule: messenger RNA, 5016 nt
Organism: Pongo pygmaeus (Bornean orangutan)
Lineage: Eukaryota; Metazoa; Chordata; Mammalia; Primates; Hominidae
Gene: TRAFD1
Product: TRAF-type zinc finger domain containing 1
Exons: 12
Coding region: 2313-4202 (629 amino acids)
Biological process (GO): negative regulation of innate immune response
Cellular component (GO): mitochondrion
Source: RefSeq, a predicted model, not a curated record
UCAGUGCGGGGUCUGACAGAGGAGGCUCCGUGUCUGCAGCUAGUGUGUCAACUCAGCGUUUCUCCUCUCGUCCCUGGUGAGGUGUAGCGGCGGCACGCGGCUGGAGAUCCCCUGUGGCCUCCAGUUUAGGAAGGGUCCAGCAUCCCAAGGGAGGGGUGUGUGGGCGAGGGGUCUCUGGGCCCGGGGUCGCGGCUGUGAGGAGAGGAUGCCCGCGCGGCGGCAUCUCAGGCUCCUGGAGGAGGCCGCGCUUUCUCCUCAGGGAACCGGCGCCUUGGCAGCCGCCGGCGACGCCGCCCCCUUCGCGGCCUAGGUUGGUCUAGGGAGCCGGGAAGCGGGCGUCGUCCGCAGCGCCGCUGUGGCCACCGCGUCCCGGGCGGAGCUGGGCUCAUUGCCGGCCUGGGCCUAGAGCCCGAGCCUCGAGCUGCCGGCGUGGGGGGUCGCGAGUGGCCUAAUGCGGCCUCGAGGCCGAAGGACCCGAGUCCGAGCUCGCACUCCGACCCGCUGGUGCUGCGGAAAACUCAGGUGGCCUUCCGCUUUCGCAGCCUCUAAAGUGAGGACCAAGACUUUCACCUCUUAGGAUUGUAGUCGGGAUUAAAAGAUUUUCCCGGUAAGCGUUUGGCAACUGCUGUCAUUUGAGAAGCCGCUUACUUCUUCACUCCCCAUCACCGACCUUCCCGGGGAAGGGGGCGAUUGGAAACUGCCUUGGGGUAUCUGGACCCGGCAGUGGAAGCUCCGCCGCCUCGGGCAGAGGGACACGGUCCCCUCUGCGGACCAGAGAGAUCUAGCUGAGCCCCAACAGGCUCCUUGUAAGCUUGAAGACUUUUUUCUGUGCCUCAACUCUUCCGUGCAUUCGCCCGUUUCCUUGACCCUUUGAAGUAUUGUCAGUCCUCUGCCUGAAGAAUCUGAGGCCCAGAGAGGUUAAAUCUGGCAGAACCAGCCAGAACUUGACCCCCAGAGGGGGACCCUGCAGGCCACCCCCAGUCUCCUUGCAUGUAGAAAAGCAAGCACCUGCUACAUCUGAGCUCUGGCUUUAGAGUUGGCCAGAGUGGGCUGGAAUAGCACACCUGAAAUCAGUUGGACAGCCUUCCUUAGUUGCCAUUUCAUAUCAGAGUGAAUAUCUUUUUUUUUUUUUUGAGAUGGAGUCACCUUCUGUUGUUCAGGUUGGAGUGCAGUGGCGAGAUCUCAGCUCACUGCAGCCUCAACCUCCUGGGUUUAAGUGAUUCUCUCGCCUCAGCGUCCUGAGUAGCUGGGAUACAGGCGCCCGUCACCACGCCCAACUAAUUUUUGUAUUUUUAGUAGAGACUUGGUUUUGCCAUGUUGGCCAGGCUGGUCUCGAACCCCAGACCUCCAGUGAUCCACCCACCUCGCCCUCCCAAAGUGCUGGCAUUACAGGCGUGAGCUGCCGCGCCCAGCUCAGAAUGGGUGUCUUGAAUUAUGUCAUUCCCUAGUUUAAAGCCCUUCAGUGGUUUACCAUUGAGCUUGGAAUCGAAUCCAAUAUUCUUUCUGUCUUAUAUGACAAGACCUUCUUGAGUCAUUCCCCUUUUUUAUUAUGCUCUUCCAGAUCUGCCUUUACUUUCUCUUUCAUUGCUUUUAGGCCUUUUGCCCUUCCCACUGCCUGGAUGGAUUUUCCCCCAUUCCCAUCCUCCAUCUUUGUCUUUUCAUGGUUGGCUCUUGUACUUCAGUUCUUAAUUUAAAUGUCAUCUCCCCAGAAAGUUCUUCCCUGACCACUUUUAUCUACCUAAAGUAGAUUUGCCUCUACUUCACCCCCAUUUAUUUGUCAGUAUACUUUUCCAUCACAAUACUCACCUUAAGUUAUAUGUAUUUUUUUGCUUAUUGUUUUUCUCUACCACUAAAUCGCUUUAUCAGACACUAUAUUUCCUUAUUUUGUAAAGUAUUUUUAGUGCCAGGGCACGGUGGCACACAGUAUGGUCUUCUUUUUCUUUGAGACAGGGUCUCACUGUCUCACCCAGGCUGGAGUGCAGUGGUGUGAUCACAACUCACUCACUGUAGCCUCGACCUCCUGGGCUCAAGCCUCCCAAGUAGCUGGGACUACCUUAACCUCCCACCCCAGCCUCCCAAGUAGCUGAGAUUACAGGCAUGUGCCACCAUACCCACCUAAUUUUUUGCUUUUUUUUUUUUUUUGAGAUGGAGUCUCGCUCUGUCGCCCAGGCUGGAGUUUAGUGGCGCAAUCUAGGCUCACUGCAAGCUCUUUUUAGUAGAGACUGGGUUUCACCAUGUUAGCCAGGAUGGUCUCGAUCUCCUGACCUCGUGAUCUGCCUGUUUCGGCCUCCCAAAGUGCUGGGAUUACAGGCAUGAGCCACUGCGCCCGGCUGCUUAUUUUUUGUAGAGACAGGGUCUUACUAUGUUUCCUGGCUGGCCUUGAACUCCUGAGCUCAAGUGAUCCACCCACCCCAGCCUUCCAGAGUGCUGGGAUUACAGGAGAGCUAAAGAUGGCUGAAUUUCUAGAUGACCAGGAAACUCGACUGUGUGACAACUGCAAAAAAGAAAUUCCUGUGUUUAACUUUACCAUCCAUGAGAUCCACUGUCAAAGGAACAUUGGUAUGUGUCCUAUCUGCAAGGAACCAUUUCCCAAAUCUGACAUGGAGACUCACAUGGCUGCAGAACACUGUCAGGUGACCUGCAAAUGUAACAAGAAGUUGGAGAAGAGGCUGUUAAAGAAGCAUGAGGAGACUGAGUGCCCUUUGCGGCUUGCUGUCUGCCAGCACUGUGAUUUAGAACUUUCCAUUCUCAAACUGAAGGAACAUGAAGAUUAUUGUGGUGCCCGGACGGAACUAUGUGGCAACUGUGGUCGCAAUGUCCUUGUGAAGGAUCUGAAGACUCACCCUGAAGUUUGUGGGAGAGAGGGGGAGGAAAAGAGAAAUGAGGUUGCCAUACCUCCUAAUGCAUAUGAUGAAUCUUGGGGUCAGGAUGGAAUCUGGAUUGCAUCCCAACUCCUCAGACAAAUUGAGGCUCUGGACCCACCCAUGAGGCUGCCGCGAAGGCCCCUGAGAGCCUUUGAAUCAGAUGUUUUCCACAGUAGAACUACCAACCAAAGGAACAUUACAGCCCAGGUUUCAAUUCAGAAUAAUCUGUUUGAAGAACAAGAGAGGCAGGAAAGGAAUAGAGGCCAACAGCCCCCCAAAGAGGGUGGUGAAGACAGUGCAAACUUGGACUUCAUGUUGGCCCUAAGUCUGCAAAAUGAAGGUCAAGCCUCCAGUGUAGCAGAGCAGGACUUCUGGAGGGCCGUAUGUGAGGCCGACCAGUCUCAUGGCGGUCCCAGUUCUCUGAGUGACAUAAAGGGUGCAGCUGACGAGAUCAUGUUGCCUUGUGAAUUUUGUGAGGAGCUCUACCCAGAGGAACUGCUGAUUGACCAUCAGACAAGCUGUAACCCUUCACGUGCCUUACCUUCACUCAAUACUGGCAGCUCUUCCCCCAGAGGGGUGGAGGAACCUGAUGUCAUCUUCCAGAACUUCUUGCAACAGGCUGCAAGUAACCAGUUAGACUCUUUGAUGGGCCUGAGCAAUUCACACCCUGUGGAGGAGAGCAUCAUCAUCCCUUGUGAAUUCUGUGGGGUACAGCUAGAAGAGGAGGUGCUGUUCCAUCACCAGGACCAGUGUGACCAACGCCCAGCCACAGCAACCAACCAUGUGACAGAGGGGAUUCCUAGACUGGAUUCCCAGCCUCAAGAGACCUCACCAGAGCUGCCGAGGAGGCGUGUCAGACACCAGGGAGACCUGUCUUCUGGUUACCUGGAUGAUAUUAAGCAGGAAACAGCUAAUGGGCCCACCUCCUGUCUGCCUCCCAGCCGACCCAUUAACAAUAUGACAGCUACCUAUAACCAGCUAUCGAGAUCAACAUCAGGCCCCAGACCUGGGUGCCAGCCCAGCCCUCCUCGUGUGCUGAAGCUCAGCAACUCAGACAGCCAGGACAUCCGGGGGCAGAAUCGACCAAACAGCCAGAAUGGGGCCAUAGCCCCUGGGCACGUUUCAGUGAUUCGCCCUCCUCAAAAUCUCUACGCAGAAAACAUUGUGCCCUCUUUCUCCCUUGGGCCCGCAGGGAGAUACGGAGCUAGUGGUAGGAGUGAAGGUGGCAGGAAUUCCCGGGUCACCCCUGCAGCUGCCAACUACCACAGCAGAACUGCAAAGGCAAAGCCCUCCAAGCAACAAGGAGCUGGGGAUGCAGAGGAGGAAGAGGAGGAGUAAUGGUGUCUCCUGAGACUUUACAUAAGUUCCAGUCUUCUGUGCACAGCAGCACUUGCCACCGUGCAGGCCCACCUCUCUGGCUCUUUGGGUGGGAGAGUUUUUCCAGAUUUUAGAUUUUUCUAGGUUAUGGCCAUUUUGUGUCUUUUGAGGUUGUGCUGUGGAGGUUUGGGUUUGAGGGAAGGGAGCAGGGUGGCGGUUGAGGAAUGCUUCAGCCUUAGCUGCUACCUUUCGGCAGCAGUGAAAUACAAGCUGCAGCCUCGGCUGCCAGGGCUCCCUUUUGACUUACUGUCGCCACUGCCCCUUGGUGCUGUGUGGUCCCGGUGGAAGGAGGGGAAGAUUUUGGAAACCUGGUAGCCACCAGUAAAGUGAUUCUCUGCCCUGUUGGGGCCUAAAUUUGGGGGCUUUUGGGCAACCUCUUCCUGUACUGCCUCUGUCCACACUCGAUUGGGCGCCAGGUGUGUAUGAGGCGCUCUGGUAAGGUGCUCAGGCUAGUUGCAAUGUCUGUCAGUAACGAGGCUUUUGAUGUGUUUGAGCUGGAGGUGAGUGGACUGGGGGCUGUGUUUUAAGCUGCUUCCUUGGCAUUUGGCAUCACUGCCUUCUGUUCCUGGGGGAGCAUGGAUCUUUUGUCCUCACUGCUUUCUAAUGGGGAGGGCUGAGGGCUCCCUGUCCCCACAGAAGAUAUGUUGGGCUCUGCCCCAGCCCCAUGCUUGCUCUGAAAACCAAGUGUCAGAGCCCCUUCCCCUUGUUUUUAUUUUACUAUUAUAAUAAUUAUUAACUUCCUUGUAACAGAAAUAAAGUUUGUACUUGGAGUUCA